AUGGACUAUGGGCUAGGCGAUCACCUGUUAGUGAUGGGAUAUGUCAAAUUCGUCAAGUUUAUGAAGAUCUUCUACAUCUGCAACGGCAUGUUACCGACAUCAACAUGUCUCAUCAAGAUUGCCAUCUUGCUUCAGUACCUGCGUACUUUUGAGCGCGGAUCAAAAUCACGCAUCUUGACCAUCGUUAUGAUAUGCAUCACGUCAAUGUGGGGGGCCGCCUUCAUCUUCCUCGCUUGGGUACCCUGUAUCCCCAUCGCAGCCUACUGGGAUUGGUCAUUGCCCUACCGCGGACGAUGGGGUUUCGGGACGCUGGUCGCAGAGGAGCUCAUCCGAGUCUACGAGGCCCACGCCACGAGCAACAUGAUUAUCGACUUCAUCAUCUUCGCCAUCCCCUUGCCGCUGUAUUUCAACACGGAGGUAAACAAUAAGUCCCGCAAAGGCGUUCUCGGUCUCUUCCUGCUGGGAAGCGUCGUCUUGAUGCUCGCCACCUGGCGUCUCGUAGCCCUAGUCCGCUCCCGCGCCGGGACCUACCCGACCCUCGACCCGACGUGGUACGCGCCGGGACCCGUAGCCCUCUCCAUUCUCGAAAUCGACAUGGCCGCCAUCUGUGCCUCCCUCCCCGUCUUCUGGCCCGUGCUGCAAAAUAGCAUGGGCAUGAUCUUUGUCACGCACGAGGUCAAGGUGACGACCGAGACGAUCGAGAGGACGAGGAGCCGCGACGACGACGACGACUGCCUCGAGUUGUCGGGCGCCGGCAGCGCCUCCGUCUCCUUUGCUCAGCAGUCACCCGUGUUGGACACGACGGGGCUGAUUGAGCAGCAGCCGGACGCUUUUGGGAAUUAUAUGAAGGGCAAGCCGACCAUGGACGUGGACACGGCUCAUUCCACCACCGAGACUGAGAUUUUUGGGAGUUAUUUGAAGGGGAAGACGACGACUGAUGUGAAUGCGGAGCCGGGGAAAAUGGUAUGA
Colletotrichum orchidophilum is the source of this 969-nucleotide messenger RNA. RefSeq lists its product as uncharacterized. The transcript is spliced from 3 exons. NCBI's taxonomy places the organism in Eukaryota, Fungi, Ascomycota, Sordariomycetes, Glomerellales, Glomerellaceae. The record is from RefSeq and is a predicted model, not a curated record. Bases 1 to 969 code for a protein of 322 amino acids.